AUGCUCCUAUCACCACAGCCAGCAGAAUCAAUAGAACCGCCGCGAUUCCUAUCGCCCAUUUUACAGUCUUCGACCCACGGGGUAAUCCGGCUUUCUUCGCAACAACUGAUGAAGCUGCCGAUUUCGGCGUACGCUUACGCUUUGGCGCAACUUUUGGUCUGGGCCUCCUAUUGCGUGUAUUUCUAUAAGGGUUGGAUUUUGUUUUUCGUGGCUUCAUUCUACAGGGCUCUCUAUUUCCUGGGUGCGCCAACGCUAUACUGA
Messenger RNA from Babesia bigemina, 261 nucleotides. RefSeq lists its product as hypothetical. The record is from RefSeq and is a predicted model, not a curated record. Lineage: Eukaryota; Apicomplexa; Aconoidasida; Piroplasmida; Babesiidae. The transcript has a single exon. The coding region runs from base 1 to 261 and encodes 86 amino acids.